Molecule: messenger RNA, 1709 nt
Organism: Truncatella angustata
Lineage: Eukaryota; Fungi; Ascomycota; Sordariomycetes; Amphisphaeriales; Sporocadaceae
Product: ribonucleotide reductase
Exons: 3
Coding region: 207-1430 (407 amino acids)
Biological process (GO): deoxyribonucleotide biosynthetic process
Molecular function (GO): oxidoreductase activity
Source: RefSeq, a predicted model, not a curated record
GAUUUUCACGCGUCUGGGCUACUUAAAAGGCCUUGCCGACACACUAGAGUAGAGAAACCAAUUCUCGCCGGUCUCAACUCAACCACUUUACCACAACUCUUAAAGACGCGACACAAUCCCUGCAGUAGUCUUUGAGUCACGAAACACUGCCGUUCUCGCUUCUGCAUAACCAAUUCAAUCCGCAUCACAGAUACCUGUCAAUCGCAAUGGCUGUUGAGAUCACUCCCUCCAAGCAGGCUGCAUCCGCCCUGGAUUCCUUGAAGAUGGAGUCUCCUGUCAAGAAGAUCGACUUUGCCGGAAAGGAGAACGCUCCCUUCGAUGCCGAUGCGCCCCUCGAGAUUGAGACACCAAAGCCCACCAUCGAGGCAUCCAAGGAGGACGUUGCAAAGGCGCUGGCUCCCACGAUCAAGCCAGACGAAGCCGACGAGCCUCUUUUGCGGGAGAAUGCUCAGAGAUUCGUCCUCUUUCCCAUCAAGUACCACGAGAUCUGGCAAAUGUACAAGAAGGCCGAGGCUUCCUUCUGGACUGCCGAAGAGAUUGACUUGUCCAAGGACUUGCACGACUGGAACAACAAGCUGAACGAGGAUGAGCAGUACUUCAUCUCCCACAUCUUGGCCUUCUUUGCUGCCUCUGAUGGCAUCGUCAACGAGAACCUUGUUGAGCGCUUCAGUGGAGAGGUUCAGAUUCCUGAGGCUCGCUGCUUCUACGGCUUCCAGAUCAUGAUGGAGAACAUCCACUCCGAGACAUACUCGCUGCUCAUUGACACUUACAUCAAGGAGCCCGCCCAGCGCACCUACCUCUUCAACGCCAUUGACAACAUUCCCUGCAUCCGCAAGAAGGCCGACUGGGCACUGCGGUGGAUCACCGACACCAAGUCCACCUUUGCUCAGCGCCUCAUCGCCUUUGCUGCGGUCGAGGGUAUCUUCUUCAGCGGUGCUUUCGCCUCCAUCUUCUGGUUGAAGAAGCGUGGUUUGAUGCCCGGCCUGACCUUCUCCAACGAGCUCAUCUCCCGCGAUGAGGGUCUGCACACGGACUUCGCCUGCCUGCUCUUCUCCCACUUGAAGAACCGCCCCAGCAAGGAGCUCAUCCAAGAGAUCAUUGUCGAUGCUGUCAACAUCGAGCAGGAGUUCUUGACCGAGGCCCUGCCUUGCGCUCUUCUCGGCAUGAACGCCAACCUCAUGAAGCAGUACAUUGAGUUCGUCGCCGACCGUCUUCUCGUCGCCCUCGGCAACGAGAAGGUCUGGCGCUCCUCCAACCCCUUCGACUUCAUGGAGAACAUCUCUCUUGGCGGCAAGACCAACUUCUUCGAGAAGCGUGUCGGUGACUACCAGAAGGCUGGUGUCAUGAACAGCACCAAGAAGCCCGUCGUUGAGGAGUCGCCCAAGGAGAACGACAACGGUGGUGACUUCAGCUUCGAUGAUGACUUUUAAACGUCUCAUCCCAAGUCAUUGCUGUUCCCUUCUCUCUCUCUCGAUACCCCUUACUAUCCCGAUAGAACACCGCUCUUGUGUAUAUUUGGCCUGGCGCUUCUUUUUUGUCUAUCCCUACUCCUGCAUGGCAUUAGAGGACGAGCGAGCAAUCCGGUUGCAACCUGAUCUCGAUCUACUCGCAUCUCUUAAGUCAUUUAUGUUUAUAGUUGGUCGCACGCAGCACAUGUUUUACUUUGGUACAAUUUUGGCGUUGAGGGGUUUUAUGAUACGGUUUCUUCG